AUGGAAGACGGCGGCGAGAGCGUGGCGGCGGCGGCGCUAGGGCUGAACCCGCAGCUUUUCGUCGACGAGGUCCACGGCAUCAUUGCCGACAUCAGUGCCGGGGCCUUCGAGUACUGCCUCCAGUUACGUUCCCUCCGUAUCUUUUUGUGCGGCAGCGGCCGCACCAGGGGUCGUCGCGCCGCCAAGGCUGUAGAGAAGGCCACUGAUCUCCAGCGGGGAUUAAAUGCUAUUCACCAUGUCGUAAAGGAUCGACUGGAUAAGAGAAUGGCCAACUGGAAGAAAUUCUGCUUACGGCAUUGCUUCGAUGUACCCGAAGGUUUUGUGGCCGCUGAAGAUGAUAGUUCUUGUGCAAAAGAAUCACACAAAGAUGAGACUUCAGAUUUGAAUUUGGAACUUGACUCCUUAAGGAGAAAGCUUGAAAGUGCUAACAAGGAGUCUCAAAAUCUUGAAAGAGAGAUGUUGUCAUUGGAAAGGCAAACUACAUACAAAAGACAACUUGAUUCAUCUGUCUCUGAGAUACAAAAGUUGUUUGAAGACAAAUCCGUGCAGGAAAAUUUUGAAGUAUUACAUGUGAAAGUUGAACAUGAUUAUGUACUUCACCAAUGCUACAGUUUUAAUAUUGACACCAAUGCUACAAUUUUAAUGUUUGAUGGCAAGUGA
Messenger RNA from Miscanthus lutarioriparius, 660 nucleotides. Lineage: Eukaryota; Viridiplantae; Streptophyta; Magnoliopsida; Poales; Poaceae. The record is from the annotation of a GenBank genome assembly.